Numida meleagris (helmeted guineafowl) is the source of this 1742-nucleotide messenger RNA. RefSeq names its product chromosome 3 C20orf196 homolog (gene SHLD1). Gene Ontology annotation, biological process: regulation of double-strand break repair via nonhomologous end joining. The coding region runs from base 1028 to 1708 and encodes 226 amino acids. The record is from RefSeq and is a predicted model, not a curated record. Lineage: Eukaryota; Metazoa; Chordata; Aves; Galliformes; Numididae. The transcript is spliced from 4 exons.
UGUACAGUUUAAAACUGGUCUCAAAACUGUCAACACUUUGAAAACUCCCAUUGCGACAGAGCUGCAAUGGUCAGAAAGCAUUUCCUUUUUCCCAUGCGUGCCUCUCAGUUGAUCUUUGCAAAAUACCAAGCAUGAGGCUUCAUUCUGCAUUUCUUGGCUCAUGGGCUGGCUUUAACCAACUUCAGAUGUGGCUGCUGGCAUAGUUUUAUUGUGUGCUAACGUGAACGCAACGAUAAAAAGGAGCAUAGUACGCACUGAGAGACUUCCCCAAAGGCUGUAGGCAGAUGGAAUCUCUGUGCUGGUAAUGCACGUAAGAAGGCAAAGGCUGGAGAUGACCAUGACAGAGGUAGGAGGGAGCGGGCUGCUCCAGCAGGAGGACACAGGAUCACUCCCUUCUUGUGAAGGAAACAAAGAGAAGUCCAAAGAUUUCCACCGAAUGUCACAGAUAGGAACUGGUAAGCUGGAGAAGGCUGUUUACAAGCAUUACAGCUUCCCUGUCGCAUCUGCCUGCUGCAGCUCUGUGCUGCUUAAAGAGCCAGCAUUACCAACCAAGUUCCACACUGCCAGAGCUUUUCUAAUAGCCGCGAAUUCACUCCCAUAUCAUCGUGUCCGUGUCCCUCUCCCUCCCCCCACCUUUUAACAACUGCACCUUUUAACAAACCUCACCUAAAACCACUUAAACCACGCGUUUCAUCAGCCCCAACACAACUCUGUACGUGGUUCCCCUCAGUACUUUUCUUCCCCACCCCCUCGCGUAAAGGAGCCGCCCUCCGGCAGCGCGCGUACACCGCGCCAAGAUGGCGGUGCCCCCCGCCACGGCGCGUGCUCCGUGCGUUGCCCGCGGCGGUAUGGCGGUGCAGCCACUCGCCUCCCGGCUCCUGGCGGGGAACUGGGCCUGAGUGGGGCGAGCUGAGACUGACAAACCGUGAAGGAAGAAGGAGGGGAUCCUGAACCAGUGACAAGCUCUUUGCGCCUGGCAUUCGUCCCAGAGGACUGCUCCCACAUCAGUGCUGUUCCUAGUGGGACCAUGGAAGGACAAGAGACAUCACCAAGUCAUCAGUCAGAGGAGAGCAGCAUACUGGACCUUCCCUCUCUCUGUGACCUAGCAGAGAGCUUUCUGUCUCCACACAGCACGGAGAGCAGUGAGGAACUUUUUAAUUCUGUGGAUGCUUUCCCCUCUCCACUCACAGGAGAGAGCAGUCUACCCUCUACCAUUCCUUCAGGCUUUUCUGCUGGAAGCUCUGAGAAAGCGAAUGUGAGAUGUUAUCCAGAAGCCGGGAUGUGUGAGUACACUGAACCUGAUGAUGCUCUCUCAAGUGUGUAUGAACACGAUAGUAUGGAAGAUGCAAGCAUCAGGAAAUCACUUGAUAGCUUUUACAAAACACAUUGCAAGAAACAGCCGGACAGCACUGAUCCCACCUAUGAGGCUGCAUCGCAAUGUCUUUCAAAGAAGAUUUCAGAGCUAGCAGACCGGGAUGGUACUAAAUAUGCAUUGCGUUGCCUGCAAAUGGCACAGCUGGUCUUGAACAGAGAUGGAUGUAAGAUUUUUCCAAACCAUUCCGCUACUGCAUGUUUUUCAAAGCCAGCUGAGGGAGAAAUCAUGCUAGAGGACAGAAGGAGAACACCUGGACUAUCAGAUGACGUCCUGCAAUUCCUCUUGAAACAAACACAGACAGAACAUAGACCUGAUGUGCUGCAUGAGAAGUGAUGAAAAUGCUGGUUUGUUUGCGUCACCGGCGACU